Molecule: messenger RNA, 1278 nt
Organism: Lodderomyces beijingensis
Lineage: Eukaryota; Fungi; Ascomycota; Pichiomycetes; Serinales; Debaryomycetaceae
Source: the annotation of a GenBank genome assembly
AUGUCGACCAAACUACCGCGGGCGACGUUGGCGCAGAAAUUACACGUGCUCGACUACUUUCAUCAAUCCGAUAGUCCCCAGUUGAAAACCGUCGACAAGUUUAAAGAGCAACUCUCAAUUUCAACGUCGUCGUUAAGUGAAUGGUUGAAAAACGAGCCAGAGUUGCGUAGGCGGUACAGCGAAGCCAAGUUCAAAUCGUCCAAGAACGCCAAGCGCAAUGCAACGUUCAAAUACGAGGACAUCAACAAGGCCAUGGACAAGUUUGUCCAGGAACGACUAGCAAGGAACGGUCCAAUUAGUGAGCCCGUGCUUCGCGAACAAUGGGCGCGGUAUGCGCAACAGUACGGAGUAGACGACCCCAAGCGGUUGCACAGCUUUAGUCACGGCUGGUUAAGUCAGUUUCGAAAGAGACACGGGAUAAAGACAAACAAAGUCAACAAGGAAAGGGGGAGGGUCUCCAAGUAUACACAGGGGCAAGGAACUAGCGUAAGCCAAAAGUCACAAGAGCCGGGAUCCGGCCACGACGGAUUAUCACCCCCCGCUUCAAUAUCGAUACAUCAGGGGGCCGACUGUCCGAUUGAUGUUUCUUAUACGAGUACCCAGUCUAUGACUCCCAGUGAGUUCAACCAUGCGGCAAUGUUUCGAGUCGAAACUGAAACUACUGAGACUGCAGAAACUCGACAGGCAAGACCGCCCAGUGUGGAUGCAGAUCAGGAUAUGGAUGCAGAUUUCAUGUGCAAUCAUGAGGAAACGCACCAUCAUCAGAGAUCAAAUCACAAGUCAAACUUGCACGGGUCGGGAGCCCACUCGCAACUUGCAAACGCAUCUCACCCAGCACAUCCUGCUCAACUUGAUCUAUCUAGAAACGGGUUCGGUGUGGAGCUCCAAUUCGAAAAGACUGAGAGGUCAGGGAGGGGCCAUCAGCAGGGACAAGAUCUCCACACGUCAACUCUCCGCUCCUCGCAGGCCAUGGCACAUAACAAUGUCUCAGUACCGCAACGCGUUUCCUCUCACCAGAUGAAUCAGUUGACACCUAAAUCAGCAAACGUGAGCAACCGCGUGCCGAGAAGCAACGGCCCGCCAACAAUCGUAGAUGUCGAAAGGUUCAUAUUUGUUACGGGCGACAAGUUCUUCCACAACCAUCAGCAAAGCUAUCCCAACACGUUUAAAUUGUUUCAAAAAUUCAAGGAGUCGUACUUUGAUGAAAAGUACCUUGCUGAAAGUGCAAGUGUGGACCAAAUUCAGAGCAGCCACAGCGAUCCAACUUUAUCUGAGUAG